UUUUAUUCCCAUCCGUUGAAAUUUUUAAUUCAAAAUUCUAACCCAAGUCAACGGUUUUAUUUCUUGUUCUAUUUCUUCAUCAAACAUACAAUGCCCAAUUCCACAAAUUUCCUUCCAUCUCAAAACCCAAAACCAUACCAAAAAAAUGUAUCCUUUUAUCAUUCUUUUGACACAUUUAUGGCUUACAUUAGUUGAAUCAAAGUGUCACAAUAUUUGCAAUUUAGCUUUAGCUUCAUACCAUGUAUUACCAGGUUCUACACUUGAUCAUAUAUCGAUGUACUUCUCAAAUCAUACCAUUUCUGAUGAAAUUGUCAGCUACAAUCGUAAUAAACUCCAAAACAAAGACAUACUUCCUUCAAAUAUUCGAAUCAAUAUACCAUUUCUAUGUGGGUGUGUUAAUGACACAUUUUUGGGUCAUAUUUUUACAUAUACGUUUCAAAAAGGUGACACUUAUGAGAAAGUUGCUAAAUAUAAUUAUACAAAUCUUACUUUUCCUGGUUGGAUUGAAAAGUUUAAUGGGUAUAGCCCAUAUAAUGUUCCUGAUGGGACUAUUAUUAAUAUUCCUGUUAGAUGUUCUUGUGGGGAUGAAAGUGUCUCAAAAGAUUAUGGGUUGUUCAUUACUUACCCACUUCUUCCUGGUGAAAGUUUAAGGUCUAUAUCUUCGGAGUUUAAUUUGAAUGAGAGUUUAUUGCAGGGUUAUAAUCCUGGUGUCAAUUUUAGUGCUGGAACUGGCUUUGUUUAUAUUCCUGGAAAAGACAAAAAUGGAACCUACCCACCCUUGGUUGGUAGCAAUGGAAAAAGUUCCGCAGGCCUUGGUGUUGGAGCCAUUGGUGGUGUAUGUAUAGCAGGAAUAUUCCUGAUAAUUAUAGCAGUUGGGUCAUGUUUUGUAUGCAAAAGAACUAAAAAGACUAAGAAGACUUCAGUUGUCUCUGAGAAGCCUGAAUACCAGCUAACACAUUCAAGUUCUUUUAGUCAAGAUAGAGAUACAGGAGGCAUUCCAGGCAUAUCUUCUGUGGAGUUUUCUUAUGAAGAGCUUGCAAAAGCAACAAAUAAUUUCAAUGCUUCUUUCAAGAUUGGUGCAGGUGGUUUUGGAGAAGUCUACUUUGCAGAGCUCAGAGGCGAGAAAGCUGCGAUUAAAAAGAUGGAUAUGGAAGCCUCAAGGGAGUUUCUGGCUGAGCUCAAGGUCUUAACCCGUGUUCAUCACUUACAUCUGGUCCAUCUGCUUGGAUUUUGUGUGGAGGGUUCACUUUUCUUGAUAUAUGAGUUUAUUGAUAAUGGGAACUUGAGCGAACAUUUGCGCUAUUCAUCAGGGAGAAAUCCAUUGCCAUGGACAACUAGAGUGCAAAUUGCCCUAGAUGCAGCUAAAGGUCUUGAGUAUAUCCAUGAACACACUGAUCCUGUGUACAUUCACCGUGACAUUAAACCAGCAAAUAUAUUGAUAAACAAGAACUUCCAGGCGAAGGUUGCAGAUUUUGGAUUGACAAAGCUAGCUGAAGUUGGAAAUGCAACUUUACCUACUCGCCUUGUCGGAACAUUUGGAUAUAUGCCACCAGAGUACGCCCAAUUCGGUGAAGUCACUCCCAAGGUAGAUGUUUAUGCAUUUGGGGUUGUUCUUUAUCAACUUAUAUCAGCAAAAGCAGCUGUGGUUAAGCAAAACAGAUCGACUUUUGAAUCGAAGUCUCUUGUCGCUCUGUUUGACGUUGCAUUGAGUCAUCCCGACCCAAACGAGAUAUGCAAACUGGUUGAUCCUCAGUUGGGUGACGAUUAUCCCUUGGAUUCAGUGCGUCAGGUGGCUGAGCUUGCCAGAGCAUGUACUCAAGAUAACGCCAUGUUACGUCCAAGUAUGAGAUCAGUCGUGGUGGCUUUAACGACUAUGUCAUCGACUACACAAAACUGGGACAUCGAGUCCUUUUACAGAAACAGUGAUCUUCUGAAUCUGGUGUCAGGAAGAUAGAAAACUGCUGUUUUUACCUCUUUGCAUUGUUUGUUUGUAUAACCUGAUCAAAAGAAUUGUAAAUGAAUGUAUUUGUGCUGUGUACAUGUCAUGUUUCAUAUGAAAUUUUGAAAUUUUUUAGCAUUCAUGACUCUAUAUUAAUCAACACCAUUGUACAGAAGUAAUAUGAUAUCUUACAGAGUCAUAUAACUUUUGGAUCCAGGGGGUGAGGUUGUAUUUCAUUAUAUAUUUUCUAUGCUUCGAUUGAGUUAGGUUUAAGAUUUAUAUAUAUUUCUUUGGUUUGAAAUUAUAAAGGACCGUAGUGAAAAUAAUUGUUUAAUUAUAUGCAUUCUUAUAAAUGUUAAGUUGUAAAUGAUGUUAAUGACCA
This is a messenger RNA of Amaranthus tricolor (Joseph's coat), 2321 nucleotides long. RefSeq names its product lysM domain receptor-like kinase 3. Gene Ontology annotation, molecular function: transmembrane receptor protein kinase activity; ATP binding. Bases 146 to 1954 code for a protein of 602 amino acids. The record is from RefSeq and is a predicted model, not a curated record. Gene Ontology annotation, biological process: protein phosphorylation; innate immune response. Lineage: Eukaryota; Viridiplantae; Streptophyta; Magnoliopsida; Caryophyllales; Amaranthaceae. The transcript is spliced from 11 exons.